AUGCCUUUCAAGUUGACUUGUUUUGUUCUUCUAGCCGCGCUCUUCAGAUUCGUCUUAACAAGCUCACCUCUCUCCUUGUCAUCUCUGGCUAUUUCCAACAUCACCGUCCCGUCGAAAAACACCCCAACGAACCCUUCUUUGAGCGCACGUCCCCACGAAAACCUUGAAAUGAGCUCAGGCUGGGACGGCCCGGGCUUCAUUAGCAUCACCUUCUCCCACUACGGCGACGAUAUCCUUCCGCAACUAGCUUUUUAUUGCAUCGCCGUCGCAACGAACGACGCCUGGAUCGAUCACCGAAGCCAUUGGAACCAAGCAAUCCGACAGAGCGAGCUGGUGUACACGAACACAGAUACCUCCAGGCACGUCAUCCUCAGUGUGCUUCCUCGGGCGGCAAUGACGUGGAGCAUGUUCUAUUAUUCAAUGCUGUUGGUGACACGGUUCACGAGAGUAUUCGAGUCGAUGGCGUUUGAUUUCGAGGUCGAGGUGACGGGCGUGCGCGGUUUGGUGGCGAUUGGGAAUUUGACCAUCCUACCGAAGUUGGGGUCCUGA
Messenger RNA from Letharia columbiana, 549 nucleotides. RefSeq lists its product as uncharacterized. Lineage: Eukaryota; Fungi; Ascomycota; Lecanoromycetes; Lecanorales; Parmeliaceae. The record is from RefSeq and is a predicted model, not a curated record. The coding region runs from base 1 to 549 and encodes 182 amino acids. The transcript is spliced from 2 exons.